ACCAUUUGUUUCAGUCUCACAGAGCUUAAUUUUGUGAUGGAGAUGGCUCUCUCCCGCCUCCUGAUCUCAAGAAGAUCAACCUGGUCCAUCAAAUCCAUCCCAACCUAAUCUUCACCUUUCAUUCUUCCUUUCUUCCUUCUCCCUCUCGCCGCCGAUAGAGCUUUCCGAUCCCACCCGCCGUUAUUCCCUUCAAUGAAGCUCUCUGGCGCCACUUCUCUCUCAUGGAGCCGUACUGUCUCCCAUUCUAUUCGUAUCCCUCAACACCUUGCGAUAUGUGGCAAGAGACUUCAGGUUUUCUGCGCCAUUGAUGAAACAGAGAUGAAAAAUCAGCUCACUGUAUCAAUAACUGGAGCUACAGGCUUCAUCGGUAGAAGACUUGUGCGACGGCUAAAUGCAGAUAACCAUAAUAUUCGAGUUCUGACACGUUCUAAAUCUAAAGCUGAGUUGAUUUUUCCGGCUAGGGAAUUUCCAGGAAUCGUGAUCGCAGAGGAGCCAGGGUGGAAAGACUGCAUCCAAGGUUCAGAUGGUGUUGUUAACUUGGCUGGGAUGCCCAUAAGUACCAGGUGGUCUUCUGAGAUCAAGAAAGAGAUCAAGCAAAGCAGGAUCAGAGUCACCUCAAAGGUUGUAAGGUUAAUUAACAAUGCGCCAGAUGCUGCUCGCCCUACUGUUCUUGUUAGCUCAACUGCUGUUGGUUACUACGGCACAAGUGAAACAGCAAUAUUUGACGAACGAAGCCCAUCCGGAAACGAUUACUUGGCCGAGGUUUGUAGGGAAUGGGAAGCAACAGCCCUGGGAGUAAACAAGAAUGUCAGAGUGGCUCUUAUUCGUAUAGGCGUUGUUCUUGGUAAAGGUGGUGCUUUAGCCAAAAUGAUCCCCCUCUUCAUGAUGUAUGCUGGAGGUCCAUUGGGAUCUGGAAAACAAUGGUUUUCCUGGAUCCAUUUGGAUGACAUUGUGGACCUAAUAUAUGAAGCACUGAUGAAUCCAUCUUAUAAGGGUGUAAUAAAUGGAACGGCACCUAACCCGGUUAAAUUGUCUGAAUUAUGUGAGCGGUUGGGAGCCGCCAUGGGCAGACCUUCAUGGCUUCCCGUACCUGACUUCGCCCUCAAAGCCGUCCUUGGAGAUGGAGCUUCUGUGGUUUUGGAAGGGCAAAGGGUAGUGCCUGCGAGAGCCAAGGAAUUGGGGUUUUCAUUCAAGUACCCGUCUGUGAAAGACGCACUCAAGGCCAUUCUUUCCCAAGGGAAUCAAAUAUAAAAUCUGAAGAAUAGUAGCAUCAUCUUCCAUUUAUAUAUAUAUAUAUAUAUAUAUCAUAACACACUAUUGAGGAGGUCGAUUUUUUGUUCAGUAAUUUGAUUUUUGGUUUUGGUUUCGGUUUCCCGCUCAAAUGAAACGGAAUGGGAAGGUCAUAAAUAUAUGAUUGGGAGGUUUAAGGUAUGUAG
Molecule: messenger RNA, 1436 nt
Organism: Cucurbita maxima (winter squash)
Lineage: Eukaryota; Viridiplantae; Streptophyta; Magnoliopsida; Cucurbitales; Cucurbitaceae
Product: epimerase family protein SDR39U1 homolog, chloroplastic-like
Exons: 13
Coding region: 193-1251 (352 amino acids)
Source: RefSeq, a predicted model, not a curated record